AAGUUUUCCUUUUAUUUUGUCUUGUUAAUCAAGUAAUGUAUUCCCUUUCUCUAAAUAUAAAUUUUAAGACAAGUGGAUCAAAACAAUAUUCUAGUUUGCUUCAUUGUCAAUUGUCCAAGGAGCUGCUUUUCUAAGUGCCAACAUAAUGCAAGGAUUGAUCCAAGGACUAAGAUCUUGCUGGCAGGAAAGAAUCAAGCUAGCAAUUCUAAGAAAUUCGGGAGGACAUAACCGGAAAAACAUGUUCUCGCGUACCGGUUCCGUGGAAACAGAGGAAAAGGGAUUAGAAAACAUUACAGUAGCAGAUGUAUUGAUCACAAAAGGCGAAGAAAACGUAGGGUCUUGGCUUUGGUGUCGGGUCAACGACAAUGUCGAUGAUGCCAUGAAGAAUAUGGCGCAACAUAACAUUGGGUCAUUGGUGGUGUUAAAACCAGGAGAUCAACUACAUAUUGCAGGGAUCAUCACAGAAAGAGACUACUUGAGAAAGAUCAUUGGGCAAGGGAGAUCACCAAAAUACACAAGAGUGGGGGAAAUCAUGACAGAUGAGAACAAAUUAAUCACAGUGAAAUCUGAUACAAGCAUUCUUCAAGCAAUGCAACUCAUGACAGACAAUCACAUACGACAUGUUCCGGUGAUAGACGGGAGAAUUGUCGGCAUGGUUUCGAUAGUAGACGUUGUACGAGCUGUGGUGGAACAACAAAAUGGUGAAUUGAAACGACUCAAUGACUUCAUUAAAGGGGAAUACUACUAGAACAGAUACAUUUCUACAAGAUAGAUGUCUUCUUUCAUUUCAAUGCAAUGCAAUGCAAUUGUAGUUCAAUAAAACCGAAAAUUGCAUAUAAUUGACAUAAUUUGAUUCUUCUACCGUAUGAAAUUUCGGAUGUUAAUAAUAAGAGAACUAAUUUAUGCUUGAAA
Molecule: messenger RNA, 912 nt
Organism: Gossypium arboreum
Lineage: Eukaryota; Viridiplantae; Streptophyta; Magnoliopsida; Malvales; Malvaceae
Product: CBS domain-containing protein CBSX3, mitochondrial
Exons: 6
Coding region: 146-748 (200 amino acids)
Source: RefSeq, a predicted model, not a curated record